AUGAAACAUUUUUGGUUGAUUUCUCCCGAUGAAGAGGAUAUGAUUGCUGUGUGGAAAAUCUUAUUCUCAAAACUUGAUGCCCUUUCUAGAGACAAUGAAAAACUACGCCUGCAGUUGGGAAAUCUAGAAAAUCGUAUCGAAUCAUUGGAACAUUCCAGUAAAGCACCACAAAAUGCCUGGAUCAGCAUUCUGCGGCGUCAAGAUGGUUCGGAGAAUUUUUAUCGCAACUGGUCGGAAUACAAAAGGGGUUUUGGCAAUGCCGCACAUGGAGAAUUUUUCAUUGGUCUCGACAGGCUGCAUGCGCUGACCAAUAACUCAACUCAGGAAUUGUUGAUAAUUCUCAAAGAUUGGAAUGAUGAGAUGCGUUAUGCCUUCUAUGAUUAUUUUAAGAUUGGCAGUGAAAAGGAGUUCUACAGCCUUAAAUUGCUCGGAGCAUAUAGUGGUGAUGCUGGAGAUGCUUUGCGCGUACAUCAGGGCAGAAAUUUCUCAACAUAUGAUCAAUGGAAUGAUACUGGUAGUAAUUGUGCCACACGCUGGAAGGGGGCAUGGUGGUAUGCCGUGUGUUAUGAAAGCCAUCUAACUGGUGUCUAUAGACCUUCGGAUAAUUUCACACAACCGGGUGUGGGUUGGCUGAAAUGGAAAUCUGAAUAUUCUCUGAAAUAUGCUGAAAUGAAAAUACGUUUGAAAAUAUUUUGA
Messenger RNA from Musca vetustissima, 696 nucleotides. Its product is annotated as ryncolin-4-like. Lineage: Eukaryota; Metazoa; Arthropoda; Insecta; Diptera; Muscidae. Bases 1 to 696 code for a protein of 231 amino acids. The record is from RefSeq and is a predicted model, not a curated record. The transcript is spliced from 3 exons.